AUGGCUGUGGGUCAGUGCAGCUCUCUUCUCUGGUCGGGCAGACCAUGCACGCCGAGAAUACCCUUAUCCCCUGUCGCGCCCUCUCCCAUUCUCUCAACUCCUAGCCCCACUCCCAUUCGCGCAAGUUCCAAACAAUUGAGGCUUUCAACGUCCAGGAUUGGUAGGGUUGUUGCUGCUGUGGUUUCUGAGAAAAGCACAAUUCAGUCGAGUUUCGCCGGCACUGAUGGGUUCAAACUCACUUACUUGGAGGGGAAUAGCUGGUUGUGGGAUGUGGGUGGGUUGAAAAUUUUGGUCGAUCCAAUCUUGGUGGGUAAUUUGGAUUUUGGGAUCCCCUGGCUUUAUGAUGCUGCCAAGAAGUUUUUGAAGAAUUUCCAGCUAAGUGAUCUUCCAGAAGUUGAUUGUUUACUAAUCACACAAAGCCUCGAUGACCACUGCCAUUUGAAGACUUUAAAGCCGCUCUCUGAAAAGUACCUGAAUCUUAGAGUAAUAGCUACACCCAAUGCUCAGACAUUGUUGGAUCCCCUUUUCAGCAAUGUCACAUAUAUGGAACCUGGUCAGAGCUCCGUAAUUGAAGCAAGAAGUGGUUCUACAGUCAAAGUUCAGGCCACUGCAGGGCCUGUUCUUGGUCCUCCUUGGCAGCGCCCAGAAAAUGGAUAUCUUGUCAGUUCUCCACAAGGGAAAUUUACUCUUUACUAUGAACCCCAUUGUGUAUACAACAAGAGUUCAGUGGAGAAGGAAAGGGCUGACAUUGUCAUCACGCCGGUCAUAAAGCAGCUUCUGCCUAAAUUUACUUUGGUGUCUGGACAAGAAGAUGCAGUUGAACUUGCAAAGCUGCUGCAUGCCAAGUUCAUUGUCCCAAUGACAAACGGAGACUUGGAUAGCAAAGGGCUUCUUGCUAGUUUAGUUCAGGCUGAAGGAACAAUAGAAUCAUUCAAGGAACUUUUGUCCAAGGAAUUACCAGAUGCGCAGGUACUGCAGCCUACUCCUGGUGUACCUCUAGAGAUCCCACCACUUUCCAACCUCCCAUAA
Messenger RNA from Prunus armeniaca (apricot), 1029 nucleotides. The record is from the annotation of a GenBank genome assembly. Lineage: Eukaryota; Viridiplantae; Streptophyta; Magnoliopsida; Rosales; Rosaceae.